AUGGAACAGGAGACGCCCGUGAGGCCGACAAUUAUGGCUACGACUGAGUUAACAAAUUAUCGCGUCUAUCGUAUUCGAUGGCUUCAAUUGCUUGUCUACAUACUGGUGACUUUUUCCUAUUCAUUUCAUAGCAUGACAUUUGCUCCUAUUGAAUCAGAAACAGCCACCUUCUUUCAUAUUACAUCGGUACAAGUCAAUAGUUUGGCCAUUAUUUUUCUCUUUCUUUAUGUAUUGGGCUCGGCUCUGGCAAUAAUGGUAUAUCAGAUGUUUUCCAUGCGAACUGGAAUGAUCAUUGGAGCUCUCUUAAACGCAGGCGUAUGGAUUCGUUUACUCGCACUCAUCUCACCCAGUCGUGGAUACGCAGCUCUUUUAAUCGGUCAAUUUUUUCCGUCUAUAGCAGGACCUUUCUUCUUGAACUUGACCGCACAAUUCGCUACUAGAUGGUUUGCACCGCAACAGCGUGAUAUGGCAACGGCUUUAUGCUCUAUGGCCAAUCCAUUGGGUGCUGCUGUUGGUUCUCUUCUACCAUCGCUUGUUGUCACUGAUGGCUCAUCGUCGCGUCAAUUUUUUAUUCUUCUAACGAUUGAAGCUGCUUUCACUACAUUGACGACACUCUUACUUAUUCUCGUUAUUAGAUCGGAACCUCCAUCGCCACCGUCACCUUCAGAAGAGCAUCACCAAUCCAUCAAUAUCAAGGAAGACCUCAUACGUUUGCUCACCAAUCGUCACUAUGUUAUUCUUCUCUUUGGCUUUGCUCUCGGGCUGGCUAUGGCCAAUUCCAUUACCACUGUACUCUAUCAACUAAUUCAACCGAGUGGAUACUCGAGCGAAGAUGCAGGUAUAUUUGGCGCCACAUUGAUUGUGGCAGGUAUUUUCAGUUCCUGUGUAUCAGGUGUGAUAAUGGAUCGAACACAUGCCUAUCUAUUGAUGCUCAAGGUGUUACUCGUGGGUGUAUGUGGCUCGGCAGUCUUUUUCAUUGUCGUUCUUCGACCUCAUAUGUUUUAUCCACUUGCUGUUUCAGUCAGCCUCAUGGGUUUAUUCUUACUGCCACUAUUGCCCGUUUCUUUUGAGUGUGCUGUCGAAUGUACUUAUCCAGUACGUGCUGAAUGGUCCACUGGUUUACUCUUAUGUGCUGGUAAUGUAUUAGGCGCGAUUUUUAUCUUUACUCAUGGUUAUCUUAUCAAACUGGCACCAGUUUAUACAUUGAAUCAUAUAUUUACGCCUGCUUCCAUAUUCAUUGUUAUUAUAUUUUUUGUUAGUGCAUCGGCACUAUUUACCUACAAGGGGCCCUAUUUGAGAAUGGAGGCUGAACGUAUGACUAUACCAGAACCUUCUGUUAAUACGUAG
Rotaria socialis is the source of this 1347-nucleotide messenger RNA. The record is from the annotation of a GenBank genome assembly. Lineage: Eukaryota; Metazoa; Rotifera; Eurotatoria; Philodinida; Philodinidae.